This is a messenger RNA of Pyrus x bretschneideri (Chinese white pear), 846 nucleotides long. RefSeq lists its product as uncharacterized. The transcript has a single exon. NCBI's taxonomy places the organism in Eukaryota, Viridiplantae, Streptophyta, Magnoliopsida, Rosales, Rosaceae. Bases 1 to 846 code for a protein of 281 amino acids. Gene Ontology annotation, molecular function: RNA-DNA hybrid ribonuclease activity; nucleic acid binding. The record is from RefSeq and is a predicted model, not a curated record.
AUGGGAGUAUCCAGCCUUCUUUGCCCAUGGGUUGAGCCAAUUUGGUUUGGUGGCCCGUUGAGUUACCGGGUGAAUAGGGCAAGCAUUUCGACUCUCCCUGCUUGGGUGUUAUCUUUCUUCGGGUCUAACCUGGGUUCAAAGGAUGAGAUUGCAAGAAUUCUGAUGUAUUUGGCGGUCACUUGCUGGCAUAUAUGGAAAUCUCGAUGUAGCUAUAUCUUUGAUCACUUGAGUCUUGAUCCUAAUCGGGUUAUCAUGGCUACCUUGACUUCGGUGCAGGGGUUUUUGGAGGCUACUGAGGCUUCUGUGGGUCGCCCUCAGCGUGCAUGCUCCCACCCGCGUCCUCCUGCAUGCUGGGGUCCUCCGUGUAGUCCAUUUUUGAAGGUGAAUGUGGAUGCGAGCUGGGAGGCUCAAUCAAAAGGUGGGUAUGCUGGAGUGGUCAUCAGGGAUCACGAGGGGAAGUUUGUGGCAGCUAAACGGGGUCGGGUUGGGGCAACUAGUGUGGCUGCUGCUGAGGCAGCGGCGAUCCUGUUGGGUUGUGAAUUGGCUGUUGAGCUUGAGCUGGAUUGCAUUAUUGUGGAGUCCGAUUCAAGGGAGAAUAUCCACUGCUUGACUCAGGAUAAUUCACGGGGCAGCUGGGAGGCUUUCCCCGAUAUUUCAAAGGCCUUGCGGAUUGGGGGAAACUUUCAGGACUGUCGCUGGUCUUGGACUCCGAGAUCGGCCAAUUUGGCGGCGCAUGCGUUGGCGUCGAGAAGUAAUCCGGAGAUGUGCGAUGUAAUUUGGGUAAUUAUUCCCCCAUCUUCGUUGGUUCAUGUUUUGAAUAAGGAUGGGUUACCUUGUCCCCAUUAA